UGGUGCGGGCGCACCAACAUUUGGUGCGGGAGCACCACUCGUGCCGAGCCAUUCCUCCUUUGGCAAGUCACAACUCACACUUCUCUUUUGGACGUACAAUCAGGAAGCAAGAAAGAAAAUGGUUGGAACAAAAACAAGAGCAUUCUUCAAAUACUUUGUGGUUGACGCAUUUACAAGCUCUCCGCUAAAGGGUAACCCUGCAGUGGUAUUCUUGUUAAAUGAAGAGAAGGAUACAAAAUCUCUGCAAGCAAUGGCUCAAGAAUUCAAUUUGUUAACUUGUUACGUGACAAAGUUAACACCAUCGAAACUGUCAAAAACCCCUAGAUAUAAUCUUCGUUGGUUUGCGCCUGCUUCAGAGGUGAAAAUUUGCGGACAUGGAACCAUAGCAUGCACGCAUGCAAUAUUUUCAACCGGGACAACUCAAGGCAACGAGAUCGAAUUCGUCACUCAAUCUGGAGUUUUCUCCGCUAAGAGGAUUUCGGAAAAUGGAAACCAAAUAAAUGGUCAUGAACUACUAAGAAAUGAUGAUUUCUUAGAAUAUCAACACAAGAGAUGUCUAAUUCAGUUGCGUUUUCCAUUAUAUCCAACUGUUCCACUCGAACCUAUAGAAAUGAAGUUGGUACCUGUGUCACUCAAAGGUCCAUCUACAUUGAAUAUUAUGAAAAUGUCUCGAGAAAAUGACCUUAUUGUUGAGUUGUUGUCUAGCAAACAUGUUACAGAUUUCAAUCCAAAAAUGGAUGAAAUUAAAAUUUGGCCAGGAAGAGGUGUUGCUAUAACAGGAUUAGCUCCUCUUGGAUCUGGAUUCGACUUUUUUACUCGUUUAUUCAGUCCCAAUUUCGGAAUUGAUGAGGAUCAAGUAUGCGGAAGUAUACACUGUGCUGUGGCGCCAUAUUGGAGCAAAAAACUCGGAAAGUCUGAUCUCAAAGCAUACAUGGCAUCUCCAAGAGGUGGGAUUCUAAUGUUGCAUGUAGACACAGAAACACAAAGUGUACUGAUAGCUGGUGAAGCCGUUACCGUCAUGGAAGGCUCAUUCGUUGCUUAAUUACAGCCGCGAUAAUAGAAGUUCUCGUCGCUUUUGAUUGUCUAAUAUGAAGUCAUCUGGUGUCUUCCUUUAAAAAUGUUUAUUGCUUAAUUAAUUUAUGCUCAAUCUGUGUUCAUUAGAUACUAAAAAGGUAAAAAUGUAUUUACAACCUUUAUUGAUGUUAACAAUUGUGUACCUUAAAUUGUUAAAAACAUUGUUGAACACAGUCUAGUUUAUAGAGAUUUUCCAAGCAAUUAAUUGAUACUUUAUAUUUCAGAUUUUUAAUAUCA
Molecule: messenger RNA, 1311 nt
Organism: Beta vulgaris subsp. vulgaris (sugar beet)
Lineage: Eukaryota; Viridiplantae; Streptophyta; Magnoliopsida; Caryophyllales; Amaranthaceae
Exons: 7
Coding region: 119-1042 (307 amino acids)
Biological process (GO): biosynthetic process
Cellular component (GO): cytoplasm
Molecular function (GO): isomerase activity
Source: RefSeq, a predicted model, not a curated record